This is a messenger RNA of Penicillium argentinense, 2262 nucleotides long. Its product is annotated as putative diaminopropionate ammonia-lyase. The transcript has a single exon. Gene Ontology annotation, molecular function: hydrolase activity. Bases 1 to 2262 code for a protein of 753 amino acids. NCBI's taxonomy places the organism in Eukaryota, Fungi, Ascomycota, Eurotiomycetes, Eurotiales, Aspergillaceae. The record is from RefSeq and is a predicted model, not a curated record.
AUGUCGCGACGAUCAAUUUACUUCAACCCCGCCGCCGCGGGCGAGCGUUUCGACUACUCGCAGCCCCUCGGCGUGACUGAAUUCCACCAAUCGCUUCUCAACUAUACGCCAACGCCGCUAGUAUCGCUUUCCGGAGUCGCGACCGAGCUGGGUGUUCGCGCGGUGCUCGUGAAGGAUGAAAGUAACCGAUUUGGAUUGCCAUCUUUCAAAGGACUGGGUGCUUCGUGGGGUUGUUUCCGGGCCGUUGCGAAGCAGCUUGGACUGCCGGCGACUAUUAGCCUGGAAGAAUUGUCUGCAAAAGCCAAGACGACCUCGAUUGCAUUGAUUACCGCGACGGAAGGUAAUCAUGGCCGAGCUGUUGCUUUCAUGGCCCGUCUGCUGGGCAUUGCCGCUGAAAUCUACGUCUCGAACUCCAUGCCCGAAGCUACGCGACAGUUGAUUACUUCGGAGGGCGCUCAGGUGAUUGUUGUUCAGGGAUCCUAUGACCAGGCGGUACAGAAGGCGUCGGACCGGGUCAGCCAGGGAAAAUAUGCACUUUUGAUCCAAGAUACGGCAUUCGAGGGGUACGAGGAUGUCCCCGCCUGGAUUGUGGAAGGCUAUUCCACGAUGAUGAAUGAGGCCGAGCAGCAGGCCGCUCAGAUGGGCCUCCCAGGCACUGUGAUGUUCACUCCAGUUGGUGUCGGUAGCCUUGCCCAUGCUGUAGUCAAGCAUUGCAAGUCCCGACAGAACCCCUUGUCAGUGGUCGCAGUUGAGCCUGACUCUGCCCCGUGUCUGUCAACGAGCUUGCGGGCUGGCAAAUCAAUUCCCGUGGAAACUUCAUCGACUAUUAUGAACGGCAUGAACUGUGGGACAGUCUCUUCUACCGCAUGGCCGGAUUUGAAACGCCUUGUUGAUGCCUGUGUCACUGUUUCUUCUUAUGAGAGCCACUGUGCCGUUCAAUAUCUUGCCUCGAAGUCGGUCCCCGCUGGACCUUGCGGUGGAGCUUCACUAGCUGCUCUCCGUCAUAUCGUCUCCAACGGAGGAUCCUCACUGCUGAGCAAGGACUCCGUUGUUGUCCUCCUUAGCACGGAAGGUGCUCGUAAAUACCAGACUCCGCGAGAUGUUUUUGCAGAGGAUGCGGUGACCUUGACUCAAGCUCUCACUCAAAUCAAUUCCUCCAACCCUACACUGUCAGUGGACGAUGGUGUCGGCGAGUGUGAAAUCGCCGAAUUUCUCGAGGCAUGGUUUGCACACCGCGAUAUCGAAUAUCACCGCGUGGAACCAGUACGCGGGCGGCCGUCUGUUGUCGGUGUUCUUCGUGGGAGCGGCGGUGGAAAGUCUAUUAUGUUCAAUGGACAUAUCGACACAGUCAGUCUGACCAGCUACGAGGAAGAUGCCCUUUCAGGAGUCAUUGGAAUGAAGGAUGGCGAACGAGCAGUUUUUGGACGUGGCUCUUUGGAUAUGAAGGGCGGCCUAGCGGCAGCACUAGUGACCAUUGCAUCCAUCAAGGCCAGCGGCCAAGUUCCCGCCGGUGAUAUCAUUGUUGCAGCAGUCUCUGAUGAAGAGGAUACAUCCCAGGGAACUCGUGAUGUUCUAGCGGCGGGAUGGACAGCCGACGCAGCUGUUGUCGCGGAACCAACUUCCCAUGUGAUCGCCACAGCACACAAGGGGUUCGUGUGGGUGCAAGUCGAUAUCCUGGGAGUAGCAGCCCAUGGAUCCAACCCCGCAGCUGGAGAGGACGCAAUCAUGCAAGCAUGGCGAUUCCUGCAGGCACUCGAACAAUAUCAGACCGAGUUGCCUGUGGAUGACCUUCUAGGCCAAGGGUCAAUGCACUGUGGCCUGAUCCAAGGUGGCCAAGAGCCCUCUUCGUAUCCCGGAAAAUGCACUAUUACGAUCGAAUUCCGUACUGUGCCUUCGCAGACGGAAGAUUCCACCAUCAAUGACCUGUCGACCAUGCUCCGAAAGAUCGCCGAGGAAAGUCCACAAUUCAGGUAUACUGAGCCUCGGGUCACGAUGUCGCGCCCGACGCAGAAGCUCCAGGUCGAUCACCCCCUCGUCCAGAAGGCGAUUGCUUGUGGGUUAACAGUUUGGAAUAGGAAGCCUGCUGUGCAGAGCAUGCCUUUCUGGUGCGAUGCGGCACUCCUUGGACAAGCUGGCAUUCCAUCGAUUGUUUUCGGCCCUUCUGGAGAAGGACUACAUGCGAAGGAAGAAUGGGUCUCGGUUCAUAGUUUGCAGCAGAUGCAGAAGAUUUAUACUCUGCUUGCUCUAGAUUUCUGUUCAUAG